AGGAGAAACAAACUUCGCAUUUUCGCAUUAAAUCCAUUUAAAAACAUAACGAAAAAAAAAAAAGAAUAGAAUUUAUAAAAAGCGGAGAAAGAUAAAAUAUAAAUGAAAAGGAGACAACGGCAACAACGGCGAAAAAUACAAAACCAGAGAUAACAGCGACGCCACGAAGCGGCUUCUUAAUAUCGAAAUGAGAAUCCAAAACUCUAAGUAUUUUGUUUUUGUCAUUUUUGUGAGUUUUUCGGUGACGAAAUCCGAUUACGAAAUUUGAUUUGAUCGGCUUCUAAUUCAGAAUUUUGGUGGUUGCAAAUGGAGUCGCUGAUCGAACUCUGCGACAUUAUAACAAAAAAUCCGGCGCAAUUUGGUGAUAAACUCGCCUGGAUUUGCGGUAGGUGUCCGCAGCAGGAGUCGCUUCUGGGCGGAUCGCCUAGGAUUUCAAGGUCACAACUCAAUGCGGUGCUCGCCGUUGCUCGAUUUGUCUCUAAAUGCCCCCAUUCCACUGAUAACCGCCCCAAAUCGCUGAUACUAGAGUUUAUUCGGGCCAUUCCGGCGUCGUUUCGUCGUUCCUUUUGGCCGCAGUCGUACAACUCCGAUUCAAUUGCUUCAUUCUUCGUUGAUUUCUUGAAAUACGUGUCUGAAUCCGCUGAUUCGUGUCCUGAUUUCGCUUCCGAGAUCGCCGAGUUGGCCGGGGAGGUUGUUACGACCUCGAUUAAUAGCCACAAUACCAACAGCAACGAUUCGGCAAUUUCUAGGGCUUUCUUGUUUGCUUUGUCGCAGAAUUUCCCGCCAGUUUUGCCGUCCGAUGCAGAAAAAUUGAUAAAUUACCUUUUCGAUCAGUUAGCUAUUUCAGUUCCGGCAUCACCGAGGGAGCUAAUUCGAGGAAACUCGGAGACAUCGUCUUCUCGAAGUUCACCUUUGAGCGUCAACCAUUUUCAUGGCAAUGAGGUUUCGAGCCCAGCGAAUGAUUCUUUAAGAGGGUCAUUGAUGGCAAACGGAGGUGGUGCGUAUUGGAAGAGUGGUGCUGAUAAGGUAGGGAACACGAAUUUGAUCAGCGAUGGAGGUGGGGCUAUUUUUAGGCAACAAGUUGCGUCGUUCGAGGACGAGUCUGUGGAGAGCUUGGAGAAGCAAGAAGUUGCUUUUAAAUUGAUGGCUCAUAUUUUGGACAAAGUAAGCAUUGAUCAAAAGCUUUUGGAGCAAGUGAGAUUUAUUGCGAAGAAGCAGCUUCAAUCUAUGUCUGCAUUUCUAAAGAUAAGGAAGCGUGAUUGGACUGAACAAGGGCCCCUUUUAAAAUCCAGAAUUAAUGCUAAACUAUUAGUUUAUCAAGCUACUGCCAGGAUGCAAAUUAAAAGUCUUUUAUCUCUUGAAGCGGAUGCUAAGACCUCAAAGAAAUUGGUGCUUGAGAGUCUUGCAUUGUUGAUAGAUGCUGCUGAAGCUUGUCUGCUCUCUGUAUGGCGAAAGUUGAGAUCUUGCGAGGAGCUUUUCAGUUCCUUGCUUUCUGGGAUUGCACAAGUUGCAGUUCCUAGGGGAGGGCAGCCAUUGCGUGUUUUGCUCAUUCGUCUCAAACCCCUUGUGCUGGCUGCAUGCAUGCAGGCCGAUACUUGGGGCAGCAGCCAAGGAGCCAUGUUUGACAUUGUUCUUAAGACAUGUUGUGAGAUUAUUGAAUCUGGCUGGAUGAAAGACCGUGCCCCAAUAGAUACAUUUAUCAUGGGAUUAGCUACAAGUAUUCGUGAGAGAAACGAUUAUGAGGAGCAGGUUGAUAAAGAGAAACAAGCAGUUCCAGCUGUACAGCUUAAUGUGAUACGUUUGUUGGCUGAUUUAAAUGUGGCUAUCAGCAAGCCUGAAGUGGUGGACAUGAUACUUCCGCUUUUCAUUGAAAGCUUAGAAGAGGGUGAUGCUAUAACUCCUAGUUUACUACGACUUCGACUUCUUGAUGCUGUAUCUCGCAUGGCAAGUUUAGGUUUUGAGAAGUCAUAUCGGGAGACAGUUGUUCUGAUGACGAGAAGCUACUUGAUUAAACUAUCAAGUGUAGGGUCUGCUGAAAGCAAAACCCUGGCACCAGAGGCCACUACAGAACGUGUAGAGACUCUUCCUGCAGGGUUUCUUUUGAUUGCCACUGGUCUUAAGAGUUCAAAAUUGCGCUCAGACUAUCGUCAUCGGCUGUUAUCCUUGUGCUCUGAUAUAGGCUUGGCUGCUGAGUCAAAAAGUGGAAGGAGUGGAGCUGAUUUUCUAGGGCCCCUACUUCCUGCUGUUGCUGAAAUAUGUUCUGAUUUUGAUCCUACAGUUGAUGUGGAACCUUCACUGCUGAAGUUAUUCCGCAACUUGUGGUUCUAUGUUGCUCUUUUUGGACUGGCACCUCCCAUACAGAAGACUCAAACACCUACAAAAUCAGUUUCAACUACAAUAAACAGUGUGGGAAGCAUGGGUACUAUUGCCCUUCAAGCAGUGGGUGGACCAUAUAUGUGGAAUGCACUUUGGUCUUCUGCUGUCCAGCGUAUUGCUCAAGGGACUCCUCCCCUUGUUGUCAGCUCUGUGAAAUGGCUUGAAGAUGAGUUGGAACUGAAUGCCCUUCACAAUCCUGGCAGUCGUCGUGGGAAUGGCAAUGAGAAAGCUGCUGUAAGCCAAAGGACAGCUCUUUCUGCUGCUUUAGGUGGGCGAGUUGAUGUUGGAGCAAUGAGCACAAUAUCAGGUGUAAAAGCAACCUAUCUUCUUGCUGUGGCUUUCCUGGAGAUAAUACGUUUCAGCAGUAAUGGUGGCAUCCUUAAUGGUGGCACUAGUUUGACCGCUUCUAGAAGUGCCUUCAGUUGUGUCUUUGAAUACUUGAAGACUCCAAAUCUUAUGCCAGCUGUCUUCCAAUGUUUGACAGCAAUUGUGCACAGGGCAUUUGAAACAGAAGUGUUAUGGCUGGAAGACCGAAUAACUGAAACAGGCAAUGAAGCUGUGAUUAGAGAAUCAACCGUUUUUGCACAUGCUUGUUUUCUAAUAAAUAGUAUGUCACAGAGGGAAGAGCACAUUCGGGAUAUUGCUGUGAACCUAUUGAUUCAGCUAAGAGAUAGAUUUCCUCAGGUUUUGUGGAAUUCAUCUUGUCUUGAUUCACUGCUCUUUUCUGUUCAAAAUGACACUCCUACUGUUGUCAAUGAUCCUGCUUGGGAAGCAGCUGUUCACGCUUUAUACCAAAAAACUGUUCGGGAAUGGAUUGUCAUAUCACUUUCACAUGCUCCAUGUACUACCCAGGGUCUUCUCCAGGAGAAGCUUUGCAAAGCAAACACAUGGCAGAAGGCACAGCAUACAACUGAUGUGGUGUCUCUAUUAUCUGAGAUAAGGAUUGGAACAGGAAGAAAUGAUUGUUGGGCUGGAAUAAGGACUGCAAAUAUUCCUGCAGUCAUGGCUGCAGCAGCUGCUGCAUCAGGAGCAAAUUUAAAGUUGUCAGAAUCCUUCAUCUUAGAGGUCCUCAGUACUGGUAUAGUCAGUGCAACAGUUAAAUGCAACUAUGCAGGAGAAAUUGCUGGCAUGAGAAGGUUGUAUAAUAGCAUUGGUGGAUUUCAAUCUGGUGCCCCACAAACAGGUUUUGGUAGUGGCCUCCAAAGGUUGAUCUCUGGAGCAUUCUCUCAACUGCCACAAACUGAGGAUGAUUCAUUUAAUGAGAUGUUACUUUCAAAGUUCGUGCGUCUCCUUCAACAAUUUGUUAAUACUGCUGAGAAAGGUGGAGAAGUGGAUAAGUCACAGUUCCGUGAAAUUUGUUCUCAGGCAACUGCAUUGCUUCUGUCAAAUCUGGUAGAACUAUCACUAUUUCAUAUAUAUGGUUCUGCUACAAAAGCUAAUUUGGAGGGCUUCUCACAACUUCUGCGUCUUCUCUGCUGGUGUCCAGCUUAUGUUUCGACCCCUGAUGCUAUGGAGAUUGGUGUUUUCAUCUGGACUUGGCUGGUUUCUGCUGCUCCGCAGUUGGGGUCUCUUGUCCUUGCGGAACUUGUCGAUGCAUGGUUAUGGACAAUUGAUACAAAACGAGGUCUCUUCGCAUCUGAUGUGAAAUACUCUGGACCUGCUGCAAAAUUAAGGCCCCACUUGGCCCCUGGGGAACCAGAGGUGCUACCCAAUAUCAAUCCUGUUGAGCAAAUAAUUGCUCAUAGAUUGUGGCUGGGUUUUUUUAUUGACCGUUUUGAGGUAGUGCGUCACAAUAGUGUUGAGCAACUUUUGCUCCUUGGUCGAAUGUUGCAAGGAACGACCAAACUUCCUUGGAAAUUUUCACAUCAUCCGGCAGCCGCUGGCACCUUCUUCACCUUCAUGCUUCUUGGUCUUAAGUUAUGCUCGUGUCAAUACCAAGGGAAUUUGCAGAAUUUUAGAACUGGGCUUCAGCUGUUGGAAGAUAGAAUAUACCGGGCUUCUUUGGGCUGGUUUGCCUAUGAGCCCGAGUGGUACGACAUGAACAAUAUGAAUUUUGCUCAGAGUGAGGCUCAAUCUGUCUCUGUCUUUGUUCACUAUCUUUCAAAUGAGAGGGUAGAUUCUCUGCAAUCUGAUUCCAAGGGCCAUGCACGUGAGAAUGGGAACUCUUUGGUUGAUGUGAAUAAUCAAUAUCACCCUGUCUGGGGCCAAAUGGACAACUAUGCUGUGGGAAGAGAAAAACGAAAGCAGCUGCUUCUAAUGCUGUGCCAGCAUGAAGCUGAUAGGCUUGAAGUUUGGGCACAACCUCUUUCAAAGGAAGGAAUAUCUUCUCGGCCCAAAAUCAGCACAGACAAAUGGAUUGAAUAUGCAAGGACUGCUUUCUCAGUGGAUCCACGUAUUGCUUUUUCCUUGGCCUCAAGGUUUCCAACAAACACUUAUCUGAACGCUGAAAUAACUCAGCUGGUCCAGUCGCAUAUAUUGGACAUCCGCUGUAUACCCGAGGCAUUGCCUUAUUUUGUCAACCCAAAGGCAGUUGAUGAAAAUUCAGCACUUUUGCAACAACUGCCUCACUGGGCUGCUUGUUCAAUUACACAAGCUCUCAAAUUCCUUACUCCUGCAUAUAAGGGUCAUCCUCGUGUCAUGGCUUAUGUUCUAAGGGUUUUGGAGUCCUAUCCUCCUGAAUGUGUAACCUUCUUCAUGCCACAACUUGUGCAAGCUCUGCGAUAUGAUGAAGGGAGGUUGGUAGAAGGGUAUUUGCUUAGAGCAACUCAAAGAAGUGACAUAUUCGCACAUAUUCUAAUAUGGCAUCUGCAGGGUGAGACAUGUGAACCGGGGAAAGAUGCAAGUGGAAAGAAUAGUUCAUUUCAAGCACUGUUACCAAUUGUUCGAAAACAUAUUAUCGAUGGUUUUACACCGAAGGCCCUUGACUUGUUCCAAAGAGAAUUUGAUUUCUUUGACAAAGUUACAUCCAUUUCUGGUGUCCUAUUUCCUCUUCCAAAGGAGGAACGCCGGGCUGGCAUCCGGAGGGAGUUAGAGAAAAUUCAAAUGGAGGGAGAGGACCUUUAUUUGCCAACCGCUCCUAAUAAGCUUGUUAGGGGUAUUCGAGUUGAUAGUGGAAUACCCCUGCAAUCGGCGGCAAAAGUUCCUAUUAUGAUCACAUUUAAUGUCGUUGAUCGGGACGGUGACCAGAAUGACAUAAAGCCCCAGGCUUGCAUUUUCAAGGUUGGAGAUGAUUGUCGGCAAGAUGUUCUUGCUCUUCAAGUGAUAGCUCUUCUAAGAGACAUAUUUACAGCAGUUGGACUUAAUCUCUAUUUAUUUCCUUAUGGUGUUCUUCCAACUGGCCCAGAGAGAGGUAUAAUUGAGGUUGUGCCUAAUACACGAAGCAGAAGCCAGAUGGGUGAAACGAAUGAUGGUGGUUUGUACGAGAUCUUUCAACAGGAUUAUGGGCCUGUUGGCUCUCCUAGCUUUGAAGCUGCUCGCAGAAACUUUAUAAUUAGCAGUGCAGGCUAUGCCGUAGCAAGCCUUUUACUUCAACCAAAGGAUCGGCACAAUGGCAACCUUCUUUUUGACGAUGCUGGGAGGCUUGUUCAUAUUGAUUUUGGUUUCAUCUUGGAAACAUCACCUGGUGGGAAUAUGCGGUUUGAGAGUGCACAUUUCAAGUUAAGUCAUGAGAUGACUCAAUUACUAGACCCAUCAGGGGUUAUGAAAAGUGAAACUUGGGACAACUUUGUAAGCUUGUGUGUUAAGGGAUACCUCGCUGCCCGCCGUUAUAUGAAUGGGAUUAUCAACACGGUGUUGCUAAUGCUUGACAGUGGAUUGCCUUGCUUUAGCAGGGGUGAUCCCAUUGGAAAUCUUCGCAAGAGAUUCCAUCCCGAGAUGAGUGAGCGUGAGGCUGCCAAUUUCAUGAGAAAUGUCUGCAUAGAUGCCUACAAUAAGUGGACGACUGCUGGCUAUGACCUAAUACAGUAUUUGCAGCAAGGCAUUGAGAAGUGAAGUUACUGGAAAUCAUCUUGGAAUGUACAUGAGUGUUUGUAAUUUUAUAAUUAUUUUUCCCCCUAUAGUAAACAAUUUUCUCGAGGAAAUUCCACCAAAGCAAUGCUAGGAAACAUAAAAGAAGCGACACACAAACACCCGGUUGAUGUUGAGGAGAAAUUUUCUUAAGUCUAAACGGCAGCUUAGUUUUGUUUGUAACCUAGUGGCGGAUAUCCUUGUUAGGUUUGUAAAAUUACAGCUUUCUAAUUUCCAUUUGUUAAUGAAAUUAAUUCGCGUGAAUAUGCAUGAGGAAUAGCUGCUGUUCGGAAAUAGCCAUAUUUGUACUGUCUACAAAUAUUGAAUUCAAGGUUUAUGCUUUUACUCUCACCAAGAAACCGUUCUAUUAUUGCAACUCUGGAUCCUAAGCUGAGCUUCAUCUCUGUUUUAAUUGUGACAGACUCGGGUUCUUGAUUGUUCGCCUUCUAUUCUAUAUUGUGCUACUCUCAUUCUUUAACAAUUAACAUGAUAGGGAGAGUCAAUAAAAAACCAUGAUUGGGAGUCAUACGAUUAUAAGAAAAUGUGGUAAUGAUUUUGGCAUGAUCCAAACUGAAAAUGCUGAACUUAGAACAGGAAGAUUAUUAUGAACCAAAUCAUAAAACACAACCAAGGGACAAAUUGGACAAUCAUCCAUAUCGAAUACAACCAACGAAGCAAUUUGCAACCUCUACUUUUACCUCCACAAUUACUGGAGCUUCUUCAAAUUUUUCAAUAAUAAUAAUAAUAACAAUAAAAAAAAUCAAGUUAGGCUGUAUUCAACACUAUAUAUAACAAACU
Molecule: messenger RNA, 7179 nt
Organism: Durio zibethinus
Lineage: Eukaryota; Viridiplantae; Streptophyta; Magnoliopsida; Malvales; Malvaceae
Product: phosphatidylinositol 4-kinase alpha 1-like
Biological process (GO): phosphatidylinositol phosphate biosynthetic process; phosphatidylinositol-mediated signaling
Cellular component (GO): plasma membrane; cytoplasm
Molecular function (GO): 1-phosphatidylinositol 4-kinase activity
Source: RefSeq, a predicted model, not a curated record